AUAAUAGUUCAGUUGUUAAACUCGAUACAGGAGCUGAUACAAGAGUUAAGAAAUCGAGGUGCUCUUUCUCUGUGUUUAUAGUGUGACUGGGAAGUGGGUAAUUGGUUUUCUUCAUACACUAAAUGGGAAUGUUUUAUCAAAUGCAUAGCAUUGUUACUUUAGAUAGUGUCUGUGUAAUGUAAAUCUCUAGAGAGGAAAAGGCAGCAACUUGCAGAUGGUUCGACACAGGAAGAUGCUACUGUGAUAUUAAAGGUUAACUAGAGGAAACAUGCCAUAAAAAUGGAGCUAGAUUGAAAGGAACUGCAAUGUCUGCUGUCAUCUCAGACAGUCCUCCAAACCCAAGCUGCAAAAUCAUGACUUUUAGGCCUUCGAUGGAUGAAUUCAGGGAGUUCAACAAAUACUUAGUGUACAUGGAAUCACAAGGUGCUCAUAGGGCUGGAGUUGCAAAGGUUAUCCCACCAAAAGAGUGGAAGCCAAGAAAACAUUAUGAUGAUAUUGAAGAUUUGGUGAUCCCUGCUCCAAUUCAGCAGAUGGUCACUGGCCAGUCGGGGCUAUUCACACAGUAUAACAUUCAGAAAAAGCCAAUGACAGUAAAGGAGUUCAAGCAACUGGCCAACAGUACCAGAUACUGCACCCCAAGAUACAUAGAUUAUGAAGAUCUGGAGCGUAAAUACUGGAGGAACUUGACUUUUGUGGCACCAAUUUACGGAGCAGAUAUCAAUGGGAGCAUUUAUGAUGAAGGUAUUGAGGAAUGGAAUAUUGCCCAUCUUAACACAAUAUUGGAUGUUGUAGAAGAAGAAUGUGGAAUUUCUAUUGAAGGUGUAAAUACUCCAUAUCUUUAUUUUGGGAUGUGGAAAACAACAUUUGCAUGGCACACAGAAGACAUGGAUCUCUACAGUAUUAAUUACCUCCAUUUCGGGGAGCCCAAGUCAUGGCAAGUAAAAAUUAUUAUGAAAGAUUAUUUCAUUUAUCUGUUUGUUUCACCUGCCUAAACAAAACAGAUGUGGUACAGUUGCUU
Messenger RNA from Neopsephotus bourkii (Bourke's parrot), 1018 nucleotides. RefSeq names its product lysine-specific demethylase 4C-like. NCBI's taxonomy places the organism in Eukaryota, Metazoa, Chordata, Aves, Psittaciformes, Psittacidae. The record is from RefSeq and is a predicted model, not a curated record. Gene Ontology annotation, molecular function: histone H3K36 demethylase activity; histone H3K9 demethylase activity. The transcript has 5 exons. Bases 306 to 992 code for a protein of 228 amino acids. Gene Ontology annotation, cellular component: nucleus. Gene Ontology annotation, biological process: chromatin remodeling.